Scatophagus argus is the source of this 9954-nucleotide messenger RNA. It is a transcript of the gene baz2a, whose product is annotated as bromodomain adjacent to zinc finger domain, 2A. Gene Ontology annotation, cellular component: rDNA heterochromatin. Gene Ontology annotation, molecular function: protein binding; DNA binding. The record is from RefSeq and is a predicted model, not a curated record. The coding region runs from base 2 to 8170 and encodes 2722 amino acids. The transcript is spliced from 30 exons. Lineage: Eukaryota; Metazoa; Chordata; Actinopteri; Scatophagidae.
UAUGAACUCAUAUCCACCGUUAACGAUGGAGUCAAAUAAUCAUUUCAACUAUGGCACCCACUCCUCAGCAAACUCAGGACUGAAACUCUCCUCAGGGGAUUCUCUUUAUACUAACGGGUCCUCCAUGAGUUUUCCUCAGCAGGGGAAGAAUAUGAAUGGCGAAAUGAAUGUGAAUGGCGUCACUACUGUACUUGGGUCCGGUAUGUCUGGUUCCCACCCACCAACAGCUCCUUACCCACACAUGAGCAACCACCACCAGAGCAGCAUGGGCUAUGACUACUUGUGGGGAGGACAUCCCCAGUAUGGUCCAGCCAUGGGCACCUCUCCUGGACAUGGGAUGCACCAGAAGCAGCCUACACCUGGGAUGGUGCAGCCUCAGUCACAGCACCACUUCCAGGGUCAUGGACAAUACCAACUGAAUGGGGGUAUUGAAAGCUCCCACCAGUCCUCUGUGGCAGGCCCACCAAACAUGCCUCUUACUGGGAGUCAGUACUGGAACAGGAGUAACCCUGGCCCACAGCAGAUGAGUUAUAAUUCCCAACGUAUGUAUGGGACCUACCAGAGUCAGACACAUCCUGGAAUUACACCAUCACAGCAUCACCAGCAACAGCCCUUACAACCGCCUCCACAUCAGUCAUCACAGCAGCACCUCCAUUCCCAUCGUCACCCACCCCACCACCACCAGCAGCACCAGCAACCGCAGCAUUAUGGCAUAAUGCCUAAUGGGAUGCCCUACUACCAGCAUCAACCCCAGCACCCGUCCCUGCCGUCUCCACAGCAGCCACCACAGCAGUCUCAGACCCAAGGCCAAGCUCAGAUGAUGCCCCCGGCUGCCCAGAAUUUUACCCCUCCACGUGGCAGCCCACAGCACCAUAGUUUAGGCAGAGGGGGCUCAAGUAGCCCUCUGCCUUUGGGCAUGUCCUCAGCAACAAUGAUGUCACCGUCAACCAUGCAGGAUAGUGGGUCACCCAAGGGCCACAGCAGGGAACGGAGCCCUCAUGCUAGCAAUGUGGGAAUAACUACAGCCAUGCAAGGACAUCCAAGAGAAGCUGUCAAGGAGGUAGACACAAGCUAUAAUGGCAUGGAAAGGGCACCUGUGGCCCAGAGGCUACCCGCAAAUGACAGUUACCAACCCAAACCUGUAGUACCUGCAACUGAUUAUCGUCAGCAUUCUGAACAUUCAGCAGCUCAGCGUCCAGAAAUGACUUCCUCUGUCCGAGAGUCAGCAAUGAAUACACCUCCCCAGUCAGCAGCAUCUCAGCCCUCUGCAUCAACAUCUUUAACCAAGGACUCCACACCUCCUCGGGUCUCUGCCUCUUCUGCUGUUUCUGAGCUUCCCAUGUCUGCCCGUGGGCCCCCUAUAGUGUCAUCUCCUGAAAUAGAAUCUACUCCACCCCAAAUCUCAACACCUCCCCGUGUCUCCUCUGUUGCAUCUCCAGCUGCUCCUCUUAGGCUUUGCUCAUCUCCUGUAAAAGUGCAAAGCCUCAGGCAAGAGAUGUCCCCACCUGGAUCCAAGAAUCUGACAGUGGGGUCCUCUUCUUCCUCCCUGUCUACAUCGCCUGCAAAGUCAUCUUCACCUCUUGCUUCGACUGAUAGUGUGUCUAGACCUGCGGCACUUUCAUCUCCUUCAUUGGAGCCUGUGUCUCAUCCAACCAAGUCUUCUGGAUCUUCUUCAAGUCUCUCCCCUCCUGCCCUAGUGUCUGUGUCUUCUUACUCUGCUGCUCCACCCAUCUCUUCUCUUGAACAGAUGGUUCAAGGGUCCAAGUCACCUUUGAUGGUAUCUGGAGCUCAGCAUGAAAAGCCUGGACCCCCAAACUUAAUGUCUACCACUUCAUCUGUGAGUGCAAAAUCUUCAUCUGUUGGUGUGGCUCCACCUCUAAUUUCACAUACAGCACAAUCACAACCAUCGAUGUCAACAUCAUCUGGCUCUUGUUUAUCAGCAUCUGUAUCUUCCAUGUCAAUGCCAAAAACUCUUUCAUUUGGCAGUAAAUCUUCUGACCCUACACCCGCAACCCAGUGUCAGACAAACACUCCAGCUGCUGACUCUGGUCUUUCUGCUGCCUCUGCAGUGUCAUUACCACCCAGAAUAGUGAACUCACCUCCCCAAGUAGCCCAUGAACGUCCGACAGUCCGACCUCUGUCUACCCUACCUCUUCUAACCACUCAAGCCUCCAGGACUGCACCCGUGUCCACCCCUCCUGCCUUGGUAUCUGUGCCUCCUGCAAUGGGUACAUCUUCUGGAGUGGUUCAAAAUUCAGACUCUGAGCAGCAUCCCUUGAACACCACUCCUCCUCAUGCACUAAAGCAUUCGUCACCCAAGUUAGAGCACCAUGGUCAUAGUGAGGAUGGAAAAUUGUUGGCUAAUGAAAGAAAUGGAAAACCAGAGGAAUCCCUCCCUCAGCUUGAUUCAGGCACAAAAACAACAGCACAGAAGGUGGAAGCUGCUGAGACUAAUGCAUCUGAAAUUCACUCACUCAAAUCUCCCAACGAUCUUUCUGAUAAACCCUUGCAGAUCACAGUUGCUCCUGAUCAAAAGUCCAGUAAUAAACAGAUAGAUUCUGAAAAGCACCACGUUCAGAGCAUCGUCAUCUGUGAGUCAGAGGACUCCAUGGUGGAGCAGACUCCAGUCAGGAAAUCGUCUUAUCUCCACAACAGAAGGGAAGAACAUCUGAGGGACGAAGAAAGUUUUGAUAGCUCUUCACAAUUUGAUGGCCAUUCAACAUUUGACACCCCCACUAAAACUGAUGUAAGUUCUGUCUUGGAAAAACCCUCUCUUGUAGAUGAUGAUAGCUCAUGUGUACAUGACUCCAUUCAAUUUGACAACAGCUGUCUACAGAGAAAGGACACUUCUCGGUUUGACAGUAGUUCGUAUGCAGAAGAGGAAGCCUCCGAUGCAUUUGAUACCAUGAGAGAUAGCAGCUCUUUUGUUGAAGACUCCAGAGAUGACACGCUGGACUCCAUGGAAGGGGAAACAUCUGAGGGACAAGAGACCAAGGACAGCUACCAAGUCACAGGAGAAUCCAUGCUGGAGUCUUCUCUUAACGGCACCUCUCAGGUGGAAGAGCCCUCUGUCGACUCAAGUGAUGUGUCCAACUCACUCUCAUUUGCACCUUCUCAGUCAGGUCAAAAAGGACCUGAGGCAGAGUGGGAGCCCAGAGGACAUGAUACACCAGACUCAGCUGGACGCAUUAGCAUUAAAACCACUGUUAAUGAGACAAUGACUCCACCAAGUUUCAAGAUGAGAGAUGAGAACUUCAUUGCCUUCAGUACCCCAGCAGAGGGCCCUGCUGUGCACCCACUCCAGCCAGUAACUGAUCAGAUUGUGUCAGCUGCUGGAGGGCAUCUGAAAACCCCAGGGAAACCACGCAAACCUCGAGCUCCAAAGGCAAUAUGGAUGAAAACCCCAGCUCCUGAGGAGACCCAGCGGAAGCCUCGGGUUCGAACCCCUAAAGUGGAGAAGAUAAAGACUGAUGAAGAAGGAGGCAAUAAAGAUGAAGGAGCCAAGGGCAGAAAGAGAAAGAAAUCUGUGAGGGUGGAUGUUAAAGAAACAUCAGAAGGAUGUGGAGAGUCUGGGCCACCCACAGCAGAGGUUGAUCCCAUCACAGCCACAAUUGAAGCUGUUCUGGCCAACGCUUCGGCAAUUGACACUUCAGUUGAUAAACCCAAGAAGAUCAAAAGGGUCAAGAAGCAACACCCAGAAGGAAAUGCUGUAAAAACACCUAAACAAGAUCCUGAAAAAUCUGCUGACAACGUUGAUGAGAACGAUGAUGACAGCUCCACUGCAGGUGAAUCUAACAGACGGAGGGUUGCAACUGAGGAGCAGGUUCAGUUCCCACUGCAGCAUGGUUGGAGGAGGGAGAUCCGUGUGAAGAAAAUGGAGAGCCGCAUGAAGGGAGAAACCUGGUAUUACACACCUUGUGGAAGGAGGAUGAAGCAGUUCCCGGAAAUAAUCAAGUACUUGAAGAGACACACGGAUAGUGUGGUCACCAGAGAACACUUCAGCUUCAGCCCACGCAUGCCUGUUGGAGAUUUUUACGAAGAAAGAGAAACUCCUGAGGGUAUGAAGUGGGUGCUCUUGGCCAAUGAGGAGGUCCCCUCUAUGAUCAUGGCCAUCACUGGCCGCAGAGGUCGACCUCCAAAUCCUGAUAAAGAGAAACCUCGCAGGGUUCGUGGCCUGAAGGGAGGGCAGACCCGACGCCCGGGUAGGCCUCCUAAACCCAAGAUGAUCGACCUCCUUAGCAAAGUUGACGCCAAGCUUUUGAAGAGACUGGAGGCCAAGGAGGCCCUCACAGAGGAAGAGAAAGAGAAACUUGCCAAAAUCAAAAAGAAAAUGAAGAGAAAGGCAAGAAUGAAGAGAAGGGAGGAUGUGAAGAUUAAGAAGAUGAAAGAGGAGAAAAAGAGAGCCAAGCUGGAGCAAGAGGCCAAAGACCCAGCGGUGAAGGUCGAACCAACUGACCCAACAGCCCCACAAGUCACACAUCCAGCAUCAGGGACUGCUGCAGAACCCAAGAAGCCUGGCCGCAGGAGGUCAGUCAAGGUUGAGGCUCCUCCACCAAUACAGCAGACUGAUGAGGAGAGGAUAGCCCAGGGUAAGAGGGUGUUGGGUGCUCGGAGUAAAGCCAAGGCUCUGGCUAAAGCCCAGGCGGAGGCAGAGGCGGCAGCUCAGGCUGCUCUGGCAGCUAAGAGGGCGGCAGAGAGGAGAGCACAGGCCCAGAGACGUCUGGAGGAGCGAAAGAGGCAGCAACUGAUCGCAGAAGAGCUAAAGAAGCCCACAGAGGACAUGUGUCUCACUGACCACAAACCCCUGCCAGAGCUGUCCCGUAUCCCUGGUGUGGUUCUUUCUGGCACAGCUUUUGCACACUGCCUGGCUGUGGUUGAGUUCCUACAUGGCUAUGGCAGGGUGAUUGGUCUUAAUGUACCCAAGGACAUCCCCAGCCUUGCUACCUUGCAGGAAGGUCUCUUAGGCCUGGGUGAUAGCCAAGGAGAGGUCCAGGAUCUACUGAUAAAGCUGGUUGAGGCUGCACUCCAUGAUCCAGGCCUACCAUCUUAUUAUCAGUCAGUGAAGAUCCUUGGAGAUAAGCUGGUUGAGUUGCAGCUCACCCGCUCCACGGUCUCAGAAGUACUUCGUAUCUUCCUGGAAUCUCAUGGUUAUGAUACAGAAGUGUGCAACACGAUGAGAACCAAAACAUUUCAUGCUCUGCCUCCUGAUACCAAGGCAGCCAUACUGGGUUUCCUGGUGGAAGAGCUCAACAGCAGCAACAUUGUGACAAGUGACAUUGACAACACAUUGGAAAACAUCGCAACUUACAGGAAGAACAAGUGGAUAAUUGAGGGUAAAUUGCGCAAACUGAAGGCGGCACUAGCGCGUCGUACAGGACGUUCAGAGGAAGAGCUGUGUUUCGAGGAGAGGAGGCGCAGUGCCAGAGUGGCCGAGGAAGAGAAUCUCAGUAUGGAGGAGAGCGGCCUGGUCGUGGAGAGAGGCAACCGUCGUGCACGCAAAGAAGAGCCCAAACUCAGUGACAGUGAAAGUCCUACCACAGCCAGCAUUCCAGAGCUUGAAAGGCAGAUAGAUAAGCUAACCAAGCGUCAAGCAUUUUUCCGAAAAAAGCUGCUACAGUCUACUCAUUCCAUGAGGGCGACAUUGCUGGGCCAAGACCGUUACCGGCGCAGAUACUUAGUGCUACCUCAUCUUGGAGGAGUUCUGGUUGAGGGACCAGAAGAACUGUUGACAUCGGGAGAUGUCCUUGUAGCCGAGGUUCCUGUCACCUUCCUCAAAAAGGAACCAAAAGUUGAGGAGACCCCCGUACCUACCAGCCCCCCUCCUGCUCUACCUUCCUCUCCUUCCUCUGCUACCCCUGCCCAGGCCCAGACCUUGUCUCCUGAGGAGGACCCCCUACCUGGCACUGCAUCCCUCAUGAGCAGGCCAAGAGGAAGAGGACGACCUCGAAAAAUCAAACCAGAAGUGGAGCUUCACCUCCGCACUGCAAAGAUUCGCCGCCGGCGUCGAAGUAGCGUGAGGUCUGGAGGGGAAGAGGGUCCAGGUUCACCAAACAGUGGCACCCAAGACCUCACACAGGCCGCUUUCCAGAGCUGGCUCAGCCAGUCACAGGAAGCAGUGACUAACGGCACAUUCUCAGCACCAGGGGACGCUCCAGAGGGCAAUCGACCAGAGGAGAGUGUGAAGGAGAUGGCAGAGAAACAGGGACAGUGGUUCAACCUGCUCCCUAAACAACCGUGUGAUGAUAACUCUCUAACCGAGCCUCAGAUACCCAACUCACCUGGUUCACCCCCUAAACUCCUUCCUCAGAUCCCGAGUGCUCUGCCUGCUCUCGCUGCUGCAGUCAUGCAGCCAGACCAGCUCUUGCCUGGCGUGGCUCCAGCUGACUCUGCGACUCCAGUAACGCCACAGGAUGUCCCCCCUCCACCUUCUGAUGCUGUUGUUCCUGGUUGUGCCCCAUUAGCACCUCCUCAGCUUCUUCCAGCCCCCAUUCCUCCUGCAAAGCUCACUCCCACUACACCUGCCAGGCCUGGUCGCAGGCGGAGGAGAAGUAGCAGAGGAAGUAGUCCUGCCCGCAGGGGGAUGAGAGGAUCUGCAGCCAAGCGUCGUGGCCGUCCUCCCAACUCUGUGUUCCAAGAGCUCGAGCAGCAGUACUUUACACAACUUGUGGUCAAGCCCAUACCAGCAUCAAUGGUGCGUGGCUGGUGGUGGAUAAAGGAUCCAGAAGAACUUUAUAACACUUUACAGGCCCUCCAUCCAAGGGGCAUCAGGGAGAAGGUGCUCCAUAAGCAUUUGGCCAAACACAUGGAGAGCUUAGCCGAGAUGUGCACCAAACCUAUCAACGACUCUUUGUUUGAGUUGAAGGUAGAGGACAAGGAUGUCCUAAUGGAAGAACUGCAGAAGCCCUGGCAAGUGCAGGAGAAGGCAGUGGAGACUGACAUCAACGUCCUAAAGUGGGUGGAGGACCUGGAGCAACGGGUCAUUGCCGCUGACCUCCAUCUCAAGGCUCUUCCCCAGAGUGCAGUGAGUGAUGCUGAAUCUAACACAGAGACACCAGUGGCAGAAUUUCAGCCCUACACAAUCCCAGAUCCAGACUCCACACGUGAUGACCUCCAGUACUAUGAACAUGACGCCGAUCCAAACGAUGACUGGAUUGUGCGAACUAAGAAGGAGUGGUCUGGCCUGCCGCGUAUCGCCACACACCCGCUGGACUUGGCCGUGCUGCGAUUGGCCAACCUUGAGCGCAACAUUGAGAGACGCUACCUGAAGGAGCCGUUGUGGAACCCAGCUGAAGUGAUGCGCCUGGCUCCCCUCACCCCGACCCCGGGAGAAGAGCAUCCCAUGGAUGUCAUCAGUUUGGAAAGUGAGAUCACGUCUCGGCUACGAACAUGGCGACAAGCCCUCGAUCGCUGCCGCAGCGCUCCCCAAGUCUGUCUGUGUUUACUUCAGCUGGAGAAGGCCAUUGCUUGGGAGAGAUCUGUGACUAAAGUGACUUGCCAGGUUUGCAGAAAGGGAGACAAUGAUGAUUGCCUGUUGCUGUGUGACGGCUGUGAUCGUGGCUGCCAUAUGUACUGCCUAAGGCCCAAAAUCACUGAGGUGCCAGAGGGAGACUGGUUUUGUCCUACCUGUGUUUCCCAGAAGGAAAGUAAUUCACCUCGCUCAUGCAAGAUGAGGACCAGGGUGAAAAAGAGAAGAUAUGAAGAUGACAGCUCCGAAGAUGAAAUGACAACGCGGCGUAGUGGCGGCAUGUCAACACGGUACAAGGAAACUGUAGCUUCCUCCUCAUCUUCCCGUAGCUUGGGAGAAGGAGGCACCACUAAACGUCGUCGCAUGACAACCCGCAACCAGCCUGACCUCACCUUCUGCGAGAUCAUUCUGAUGGAGAUGGAGGCUCAUGCUGAUGCCUGGCCGUUUCUUGAACCUGUCAACCCCCGACUGGUGCCAGGUUACCGCCGCAUUAUCAAGAACCCCAUGGACUUCCUCACCAUGAGAGAACGACUGCUACAGGGAGGGUACUGCAGCUGUGAAGAGUUUGCAGCAGACGCUCAGCUUGUAUUCAACAACUGUGAGCUGUUUAACGAGGACACGUCGGAGGUGGGAAUGGCUGGACACGCCAUGAGGCGCUUUUUUGAGAGCCGCUGGGCGGAGUUUUACUCAAAUAAGGACAAAUAGGAGCGUACAACGUCCCCCCCUCGAUGGUGGGACUAUAUGCUGUUGGUGCUGUCACCGUCCCAGUCACACACUCUCCAUUACUGCUAAGACUGGAGAUUCUGCCAGCUAUGUGUACUCUCUCAUGUAUAGGUAUAUAUGUAUAGAUUUUGGCUAUUUGUCUGUUAUUGUUUCCUCUACCGGCCUAAUCUUUUCCAGGCCCACAGCUGAACUGGCUUGAACUUGUACCCAUUCACCAUCACAGAGAAUGAGAACAUGCCUCUUUUCACCUUUCCUUCCUCUUUUUUUGUGUCUCCUCAUCCUCACCUCAGCACCUCAUCUCCUGUUUGCUUUCUCCUGUCACAACCUUUCCCAAGCCCCAUGUCGUAGCGAGGCCUUUGGUCAAACCCUGCUGUGGGGCAAUGAUCCGGCCUCUGCCCCUGAGUGUUUUGACUCUCAGACUCUUACAGGGGCUACUCACACUAUUGCAGCUUAUCAGCUGCAUACUGGACCUGCUUAGCACCGUUCAACAACAAAAUGAAUCAAAACUUCACUCAGCUCGGGCCAUUUCUUACCUGUUCAAUGGAAACGUAAUGUAACGUGGUCUUAUGCCGAGAAGUAAUUUUUUUCCUCCAAUAUAUUUUUAUUAUAUAUUCUAUAUAUAAAUAUAUAUAAAGAUUACAAUAGCUGGGAUUAUUUAAUAGCAAUAGCUUGUAGUGAAGUGUACAGAUUACCUUAUAGAGAUGUCUAGACGAUUUAUGAAAAGGCCAGUUAAGCUAAAAGGAAUCUGUUCUUGGACUGUCACAAGUAGACUUUGUAUAACCUCCACUUAAAGUCUUGCACGCACACAUGAAACACUUUUCACCAACACACAAACAUGCAAAUGACUUCACACAUAUCCCACCUUUGCUGCUGUGUGAAAGACACUGGUUUCUGAAACUGGAGGAAUUUUUUUUCAUGUUGUCAGUCAGUCUGCAUUUAGACUCUUAAAUUUCACUGUCCCUCUUGUGAAGGAGCAAAUAGUCAGCAGCGUUGCACCUAUUUUGUGUCACAGACUAUACAACUGAAGGGAUGCUACUGCAACACACACACACACACACACACACACACAGAGCUCACACUGAAAUUUUGCAAUUUUGCUCUCAUAGUAUGAAAUCAGACCAAGACAAGUUGGUGUUUGCAGCUUGAAAACUUCAAAAGCAUUUGAUCCAUGCUGAACCUGACACUCCUACUUCUGUUUGUGUCCAAUCUAACAAGGUGAAAACAUGUAAAGCUGGUGAUUAUGUGUGAGGCUGAAAUCCUCCCAUUUAAAGACUAGAGUUGCAAAGGAUUUCUGAUAAUGAAGCACUGGGCACAUUCCGGCCUGGUUUUUCUGUCUUACAUUCCUUUUAUUGAUUUUAUUUUUCUUUUCGUGCUGUACAAGGGCCAAUGUACGAUGUUGUGCGGCAUGGUUGGUGUGCUCUGAAGGCGACAGGAUGACUCCACAGUCUGGGUUUUAUUUAAACAUGUUUCUUACACUGAACUCAAAUCCGUUGAUAGGAAAUAAACUUUGAUGUUCCUUGUUACACUUAAAGGGACAGAUGUUUUUUCAAAAAAGAAAAAAAAAAGACAUGAAAACCAAAUGUGGUGUUAAGUGAAUUUUUAAUAAUGUACAGUUUUGGUGACUUUAAAUUUGUUCCUUUAUAUUUUUAGGACCAAUUCAUCAUUUUUAAGAGGAGGUAUUACAAGACUCUGUCGUAUUAAGGUGAUGUAACACGUGUGCAUCUGUAGAAUGUACUGUGAGUUGAAUAAAAACCACAUCUAGUAUA